AUGGCUUCUGUUAGGAACGCACUAUGUCUCGUUGCAGCUUUACUUCUAAUCUCCCAGAAGACCGCCACUUCCAACGUCCUAGAUCCUAUUUUUGAUAACAUAUGCAAGAAAGUGGAAUGUGGGAAAGGGAAAUGCAAAGAAUCUUCAGACGCAACUUUUAAGUAUGAAUGUGAGUGUGACAACGGUUGGAAGCAGUUUGAUCGUAACCUCAAGUUUCUCCCUUGCAUCAUUCCCAACUGUACCUUUGGUAUAACAUGCGGUGAAGUAGCUUCUCAAGCACAACCUAAAACGCCUCUUAUAGAUAACAAAGCUUCAUUUCUUGACAUUUGUCAAUGGGUGUCUUGUGGACAAGGAGGGGUUUGCAACAAUACAAAUGGGUUUCCAUUCAGAUGCGAUUGCCGUGAAGGUUACAGCAACUUCUUGAACAUCGCAAUACUUCCUUGCCACAAGAAUGUGAAUCCUGGGAUUCCUAAGUCGAACGCAUCAUCAUCUUCUCCAUCAUCCUCUCCUUCAUCAUCUUCUCCUACAUCAUCAUCUCCUUCAUCAUCUUCUUCUCCAUCAUCGUCUUCUUCUUCAUCAUCUUCUUCAUCAUCAUGGUCUCCUCCAUCUCCCCCAUCUCCUCUGCCUAAUAGCAGCAAGAACCAAGCAGAAGGACUGAAUCUAAGAGGAUCAUCGUUGUGGUGGAUAACAACUCUACUCUGUGUCUCUCUAGCACCAUGGAAGCUGCUCUACAUUUGA
Molecule: messenger RNA, 738 nt
Organism: Microthlaspi erraticum
Lineage: Eukaryota; Viridiplantae; Streptophyta; Magnoliopsida; Brassicales; Brassicaceae
Source: the annotation of a GenBank genome assembly